Messenger RNA from Maniola jurtina (meadow brown), 3341 nucleotides. Its product is annotated as inter-alpha-trypsin inhibitor heavy chain H3-like. NCBI's taxonomy places the organism in Eukaryota, Metazoa, Arthropoda, Insecta, Lepidoptera, Nymphalidae. Bases 306 to 3134 code for a protein of 942 amino acids. The record is from RefSeq and is a predicted model, not a curated record. The transcript is spliced from 21 exons.
AAUGUAGUUGUUGUUUAUGUAUCUUUGCUCGUAAGUCGUCUCUGAGACAGGUGUCCGUGUACUUGUGUCCUUGAUAGGUAUUGCCUUGUUUGUAUAUUUUAUGAAUCUUCGUCGAAUGGCAGCUUAACGUGCUUACAACCCUUUGGGCGAAGUCUACAGAUUUCUUUAGUGAUAAUGGCUUUAGUUAGGUAACCAAUAUAAUAUCUUACUUACUGAGUGUAAAUAAGCAGUGAGCAGAUACUACUUAAACAGUUUUUAUUCCUGUGGAAACUGAAACCAGUAGAAAAAAACUAUAGGGUAACAACAUGAAGCGGGGGUGGCUUGUGGCAGUGCUGUGCUGCAGUUUAUUGCCACUCGGUGCACAUGCAGCAUCUGCAGCCUUUCCCAACUUCCCGACCAUAGACGAUCCCAGAGUUGUAUUUGGCAGUAGUUUCAAGCUGGUCGACGACGAUAUCGCCGAUGAUGAGCCUGCUGCGCCACUCCAGAUCACCCACCUGCGCGUGCGCUCCGAGAUCGCUCUGCGCUACGCGCGCACGGCCGUCGUAUCCAACGUGUACAAUCCCAGCAAGCGGCCACAGGAAGCCAUUUUCCAUGUUUUGCUGCCGGAGACCGCCUUCAUCAGUGGAUUUACUAUGACUCUAGGUAAGGAAACCUACGAAGCUUAUGUAAAAGAAAAAGAAGAAGCUAAACAAAUAUAUGACGAUGCGGUUGCACAGGGAGUUUCUGCUGCUCACGUCGCUACCAAAGCUCGUGAUUCCAAUCACUUCACAAUAAAAUUCAACUUGGAAGGCAGGAGUAAUGCGACGUACCGCUUAACGUACGAAGAGUUGUUGGUCCGUCGGAACGGCGUGUACAACCAUGCUAUCAACCUGCUCCCUGGCGCGCUCGUGCCCAAAAUGGACGUCGUUGUACACAUCAAGGAGUCUCAGAAGAUCUCGGUGCUGCGCGUGCCAGAGUUGAGAACUGGGAACGAGAUCGAUGCGACAGAGAAUGACGCACAAAACACUAAAUCUGUUAUUCAAAGAGGCAGAAGCGGUCGGGAAGCUACGAUUACUUUCACCCCCGAUCUGGCGGAACAGAGAAGACUUGCUGAAAUUUAUGCGGAAAAAAUUCAAAAAACAAGUGAUCCAGAUUCCUCAAAUAUUGGCUAUGAUAGUGCGGAGGAAGAAAAUGACAAAGAGGGUUUAUUAGGUCAGUUUGUGGUUCAGUAUGACGUGGAUCAACCAAAGAAUGGAGAAAUCUUGGUGAAUGACGGCUACUUUGUACAUUUCUUCUCUCCAAGUUGUUUGCCGCCGUUGAGCAAGCAUGUGGUAUUUGUGCUGGAUACGUCCGGCUCCAUGGAGGGGACUAAGAUAGAGCAGCUGCGGAAAGCUAUGGACGCCAUUCUCUCCGACCUCAACCCAACCGACUACUUCAGCAUCAUCGAAUUUAACACUAAUAUUAUAGUUCACGACUUGAACGAGAUCCAGCCGUUGCCACUAAAUCAUUACCCUCCUUCCCCUGUCAAUUUAGUGCCACCCGCAAUAGCGUCACCGGAAAACAUAGCUUCAGCCAAGAGAGUUGUAUCAGAACUUACUGCUUAUGGAGCUACUAAUAUCUACGGAGCCCUCGAUGUUGCUAUAAAUAUCAUACAAAACUGGACUCAUGCUGAAACUCAAACAGAUGCAGCGAAUGUGUCUUUGGUAAAGUGUGAUAACGGAACAGAUCAAAAUAAAAAUGUGUUAGAGCCUAUAAUUAUAUUUUUAACGGACGGCCAGCCUAACGUGGGUGAAGUUAAUACUGAUCGCAUCAUUACGCACAUGUCAGAGAAAAACAGCGGUGUGAAGCGGGCGCCAUUGUACUCACUCGCCUUUGGCGACGACGCGGACCGCGCGUUCCUGCGCAAGUUGUCGCUGCGCAACGAGGGCUUCAUGCGGCACAUCUAUGAGGCCGCGGACGCGGCGCUGCAGCUGCACCACUUCUACCGACAGGUGUCCUCGCCGCUCCUCGCUGACGUCAAGUUCCUCUACCCUCGCAGACAGAUUAAAGAAGGUUCGAUCAGCAGAAGCGAGUUUCGUACGAUCAACGACGGCUCGGAAGUGGCAGUAGUAGGAAGGAUUGCAGAAGACAUCAAUGAAAUCACGCCGCAAGUGCGCGGAUUACGGGGCGAUGGAGAUGGUCGUGGUCGGAAACUUUACGAGUUAAAUCCUAAAGUGCCUGUGACAAGAGGCAAAGAUGAAUACUUGCCCUUAGAGCGGCUUUGGGCAUAUCUUACUAUUAAACAACUGCUUGACAAAAGCGACGCCAACGAUGUAAGCCAUAGUGGGUCAGAAGAUGAUAGUUCAGAGGAAAGCCCCAAGAAGAAAGCUCUGAACAUUGCUCUAAAGUACUCGUUCGUGACGCCUCUGACGUCGCUCGUGGUAGUCAGGCUGAACAAAACUGAUGUCGUGGAACCUGUGGACGCAGAAACAGUUGACGAUCCAAAUUUUUUACCGUACAGAGUCGGAAGUGCGGCGCCAUUGACUUCCCUAAAGACACCAACCUACACAGGCAUAAGUACUGGGGAAAGAUUAAGCGUGGAAUCAGACACAGGACCUAUCCUGUUUGCUUUAUCAACUAAACGCUUCAACACCGGUGCCCAUGCCAGCGCUUAUGGUAGCUUUCAUAGCAACAGUCAAAGCGGCUAUGGCGCGGUCAGUUAUGGUAGCGCGCACAGCAGCGCAAAUGGCUAUAAAAGUCACGGCAGCAGCCAUGGCAACAGCAAUAAAUAUAACAACGGUGUUCCAAGCCGCCCUUUUCCUCCGCAUAGUACUACUACCACUACUCCAUCGGCCCUGGCAGCAAUGUAUCACCUAGAAGGAUAUGAAUGGACACUAAAUUACAUCAAUAAUACCGAAGAGGCCCUCAUGAUUAGAGAUACUUUUGGGAAAGUCGUCCAACUUUUGAAGCUUUCCAGAGAUGUCAAUCCACCUCAAGGCGACUAUGAAUGCUGGCCGGGGGAACCUGCCGACUCGAACAGGGCGGGACUUCGGUGCGUGUACCUUACGCGCUGCGCUGCCGCCCGCAACUUCACCUUUUACGAUUACCUAUAUAGAUACUGCUUCGUUGGUGACAGGUAUGCUGGUGUUUGUUGUCCAGCUAAUGAAAUCAACUAAAAGGCUUCCAAAUAACUGCCUACUGCAGUGAGAUACCUGUAUACAUUACACCUCUAGCUAAAAAAUCUCACGUACCUUCUACCUACUACUAUUACUACCAACUACAUACCUACUGCUACAGUUUGAAGGCAGAUACCUAGCAGCUGAUAUAGCUGCUUAACGAUAAAUAAAUAUCUUUAUUGUUAAUUAAGUAUAAAGUAAAUUAUA